Messenger RNA from Rhopalosiphum padi (bird cherry-oat aphid), 987 nucleotides. RefSeq names its product piggyBac transposable element-derived protein 3-like. The transcript has a single exon. NCBI's taxonomy places the organism in Eukaryota, Metazoa, Arthropoda, Insecta, Hemiptera, Aphididae. The record is from RefSeq and is a predicted model, not a curated record. Bases 1 to 987 code for a protein of 328 amino acids.
AUGAUGAUAUUUCAAACGAAAAAAAAAGAUGCAUUUUGGAAAGUUCGUCCGUUCAUAGAGAGUGUUAGAAGUGGUUGUUUAAGAUUAGUACGAGAUGUAGAAUUAUGUAUUGACGAACAAAUGAUUCCUUUCACUGGUAAUGUUAAAAUGAAACAGUUUGUUCGCGGAAAACCGAACUCAACUGGACUUAAAAAUUUUGUUUUAGCAAAUAAAAACGGAUUAGUGUUGGAUUUUUGUAUUUACCAAGGAAAAGGAACGACAUUUGAAACAAACAGUGAAUACCUUCUUACUAUUGGAGAAUCUGCUGUCGUUCAUUUAUCCCAAACUGUUCCACCGGGAUCAUGUUUAUAUUUUGAUAGAUUUUUUACAACUAAAAAACUUAUGGACAUUUUGAAACAAAAGAAAAUUUUUUGUACGGGAACAGUUAUGAAAAACAACAUACCUAAAACUAUUGAUAUAUUAUCGGAUAAAAUUCUAAUGAAAAAACCUCGAGGUACUUCUGUACAAUAUGUCCGAGAAGACAAAAAAGUAUGUUUAGUUAAAUGGUUUGAUAAUAAACCCAUUCAUUUACUUUCUACUGAAAAUGGCAGUACUCCAUAUAGUAAAUGCAAACGUUGGGAUAAUAAAAAUAAAAAAAGAAUUGAAGUUCCCAUUCCUCAAAUUAUUAAAAACUAUAAUGAUUAUAUGGGUGGUGUCGAUCUUUGCGAUCGUAUGAUAUCAUUUUAUCGUAUGAAAACAAGAACUAACAAAUGGACCAUACGAGCAAUUUUUCAUUUAAUUGAUUUAGCUGUUGUUAACAGCUGGAUACUGUACAAACAAGACCAAAUAAGAAAGGAAGUUCCAGUUAAAAAAAUACAUCAACUAUUAGAUUUUAAAAUUCAACUAUCAAGUGAACUAUUGGAGUAUGAUGAAAAUAGUAUUGAUUAUCAAAAAUAUUCUGGAAGGCAUAAUUCAUUACCGUCAAAAGAGAAAAGACAUAAAGGUUAA